GUGCUUCACCUUUUUAACACAUCAGAUGCAGAGCUCUCUCGCAUUCACUGUGUUACUAACAGUCCUGGAGAAACAUUCAAAGAGAAAGUGUUAAAUCAUGCACGCUGUUACCGUGUUUUGUCCUUUGCUGCUGAUAUGGUCGUGCCAAAUAAAGAAAAGCUGGUCCAAUGUGACUGCUGAUUACAACAUGGAGAACAAAUCCACAACAGAGUAUGAGUAUUCCACAGAGACGGUGGAUUACAGCGAUCUUGAGUUAAUGUGUGAUAAAGGCUCCAACCGUUCCUUCCGCGCCUGGUUCCUGCCCACCAUCUACACCGUCAUCUGCCUCCUGGCCCUCAUGGGAAACUUUCUGGUCAUCCUCACCUACCUUUACUUCAAGAGGCUGAAGACGAUGACUGACGUCUACCUGCUCAAUCUGGCCAUGGCUGACCUGCUGUUUGCAAUUUCUCUACCUUUCUGGGCAGCUAGUUUCAUGAGCAAGUGGCACUUGGGUCUGUAUCCGUGCAAGGCCAUGUUCACCAUCUACAAGGUCAGCUUCUUCAGCGGCAUGUUCCUUCUCACCUGUAUCAGCGUAGAUCGCUAUUUCUCCAUAACGAAGGCCGUCUCUGCUCAUCGCUGUCGUACAAGUGCGGUCUUUUACGGACAGGUGUCUUCUCUGGUUACUUGGGUGAUGGCGGUGAUCUUUUCAGUACCUGACAUGGUGUUCUCUGAAAUCAACAUCAAUGGUACCUGUACGGAAAAUGGCAACAACUAUGAAGACUACCGCCUCAGGAUGCUGGUAAGUCAGAUGGUCCUGGGUUUUAUACUUCCGGCCUUGAUCAUGGGGUUCUGUUACACCUGUAUCAUCAAGACCCUCAUCCAAGCCAAGAACUUUGAGAGGAAUAAAGCCUUCAAGGUCAUCAUUGCGGUGGUAUCUGUCUUUGUCUUCAGUCAACUACCCUACAAUGUAGUCAUGGGAGUGACCGCUCAGGAAACAACGGAUUGCGGUAAGGACAAGAGUCGUCUUUACGCUUUGGAUGUGACCAGAGCCGUGGCCUUCUUGCGCUGCUGCAUAAACCCCUUCCUGUACGCCUUCAUUGGGGUAAAGUUUCGCAAUGAUCUCCUGAAGCUGCUGAAAGACUUGGGAUGUAUCAGAAAGAGCCAUCUCAUGUACACCCACUGCGGUAAACGAAGAUCCUCUGUCGGCUUGGACACAGAAACCACAACUACGUUUUCCCCUUGAAUGCUACCAUCUGUUUAGGAAGAGAUUCCGGAACAACAAAAAAGUUUUGCCAGUUUACUUUAGUCACAUAGUGGUUAAUCUCUUCAUAAGCUCCAUUCAGAAAAAAGUGCCUGUGGAGGAAUGUAUGGUGCCAUGUACUAGCAUGCUGCAAAUUUCGCUUUGCAGCAUUACUAGGGACUUAUUGUACAAAAACUUCCUUCUUUGUAACAAUUUUCACUUCUCGUUUUUGAUUGCUCUUUGAGAAAUGUCUGUCACUCUUUGUUAUAUGAUGUAGCCAGUUUGUGUUCAAUAUAUCGUUCUCUAUAUAAAUACAAUGUAUAUUACACAUGCUUUCAAAAAUGUGACAUCUUUAUUGCUAACUAUGAACUAAGUUUCUCAAAUAAAUAAAAAUUUUCUA
This is a messenger RNA of Puntigrus tetrazona (Sumatra barb), 1619 nucleotides long. RefSeq names its product chemokine (C-C motif) receptor 7 (gene ccr7). Gene Ontology annotation, molecular function: C-C motif chemokine 19 receptor activity; chemokine (C-C motif) ligand 19 binding; chemokine (C-C motif) ligand 21 binding. Gene Ontology annotation, cellular component: membrane. Lineage: Eukaryota; Metazoa; Chordata; Actinopteri; Cypriniformes; Cyprinidae. Gene Ontology annotation, biological process: inflammatory response; G protein-coupled receptor signaling pathway; immune response. The transcript is spliced from 3 exons. The coding region runs from base 98 to 1222 and encodes 374 amino acids. The record is from RefSeq and is a predicted model, not a curated record.